Beta vulgaris subsp. vulgaris (sugar beet) is the source of this 963-nucleotide messenger RNA. RefSeq lists its product as uncharacterized. The coding region runs from base 1 to 963 and encodes 320 amino acids. Lineage: Eukaryota; Viridiplantae; Streptophyta; Magnoliopsida; Caryophyllales; Amaranthaceae. The transcript has a single exon. The record is from RefSeq and is a predicted model, not a curated record. Gene Ontology annotation, molecular function: zinc ion binding; nucleic acid binding.
AUGAAGCUGAUGAUGGAAUUCUUGCAAGGAAACCGACCAAGGGCCAAGACGGAGCAGGAAGAAUGCUCCAAUAUGUUCAAAAGGUUUUCUGCUCACAAGCCGCCUACUUAUGAUGGAAAACCUGACCCCACCGAGUUCGAGGAAUGGUUGAAUGGCAUGGACAAACUCUUUGAUGCCACCCAGUGUCCAGACAAGUGGAAAGUUAACUUUGUUGUAUUCUACUUAAAAGGGCAAGCUGAUCUGUGGUGGAAGACUGCUAGAGAGAUGCAGAAUCAACCUGGAUUUGGAUGGGAAGGUUUAAAGGAGGCUAUGAGAAACCAGUUUUACCCUCAGUCUCUGCAGCUCCAGAUGGAAUCUGAGUUUAUCCAUCUGAGACAAAGGGGUAUGCCAGUUCUGGAAUAUGCUGUGAAAUUUAAUGAGUUAGCUCGAUUUGCUCCUGAUCUGGUGUCUACGGAUUGUCAAAGGAUGAAUCGAUUUGAAGGAGGUUUGAAUCUGGACCUUCAAGAAAGGCUUGCUGCAAACAUAAGUAAGUCCUAUCAAGAGCUAUAUGAUCGGGCUAUCAAUGUUGAAAGGAAAAUGAAGCUGCGAAAGGAUGUUUAUGAGAAUGGAAAAAGGAAAGGUAAAGGUCAAGAAGUUUCAAUAAGCAAUGCCUUUAAGAAUCAGAACACUGGAUUCUCAGGAAACAACAAUGGUCAGAGGCAAAUCCCUCGCUGCAACAUAUGCUCCAAAUUGGGCCAUGUAGCCAGGGAAUGUCGAGCAGGAACCGAUCAGUGCUAUCGGUGUGGUAAGACGGGCCAUAUGGUCAGGAAUUGCCCGGCUUUGGAAAGGAAGAACGAGAACACUAACAACCGUGGCCAGUGCAAAGGAACAACUCUCAGAACUAUGGUUAUGGUAGGAAUGCAAGUAAUAAUGCCAACAGAAACCCUCCACGUGGACCACCACAAGCCGGACGAGUGUUCAUGA